Messenger RNA from Anopheles coustani, 5282 nucleotides. RefSeq names its product ral GTPase-activating protein subunit beta. The record is from RefSeq and is a predicted model, not a curated record. Bases 1 to 5148 code for a protein of 1715 amino acids. The transcript has 16 exons. Gene Ontology annotation, molecular function: GTPase activator activity. Gene Ontology annotation, biological process: activation of GTPase activity; regulation of small GTPase mediated signal transduction. Lineage: Eukaryota; Metazoa; Arthropoda; Insecta; Diptera; Culicidae.
AUGAAAAUGUAUUCCGAGUGGGCCUCGCUGUUUCCAAUCAUCUCUGAAAACAUUAAUAACGCCCAAACACAGAGUGUGCUUGGUAAAUUUAGUACCGUCGGAGGUCGUGAUGUGGCUGCGGUGGUCAUAAAGCAGCUGGCAAACACUCUAGGAAUCACCAACAAUGCAGAACCGAGCAAUCUCUACACUGACCAGGAGGUCCAGUGGUGUAUGGAUGUUAUAUGUCACGGGUUGUCUUUGCCUCUCUCGGAACACGACAUCAUAAAGGACGGUGUGAACAUAUAUUGUGAAUGGAUCAGUGCUGUAUUGCCUCAAACGAAAGUCAGUGUCCCGAAGCCAAUCAAAGACGAUCCCAAUACUUACGUGCGAAGAAUUAUCAAACAUCUGUACAACCUAUUCGUUCCCCGCCCAGGAGAAGUCUGGCCUUUCAUUUACCAAGAGGAUCUAGGUACGGAUACCAUCAACCGGCAGGCAGUUUUGUGUCAUCGUGUGCUCCGUACGCUGCAGGAUACUGCCCAGAAUUCCCAGAUACUGACAGUUGAAACAUGGGAAACGCUUCUCCUCUUCCUGUUGGCCAUCAAUGAAAUACUCCUGGCUCCCCCGAUCGUGAAGGACGACGUAGGCGACCAACUGUGCGAACGAGUACUGAGUGUAUUGUUCGAAGUGUGGCUUCUGGCUUGCAGCCGUUGUUUUCCUUCGCCUUCGCUCUGGAAAACGUUUCAGGAAUCGUGUGCCGCCUGGCGGCACCGGAUGGCAUUGGUCGAGCAGUGGAAUAGAGUAAACCUUGUGCUUACGGCCAAGUUGCUGGAGUUCACUUAUGGUCCAGCCUUUCCCGAGAUGAAAAUAGCUGAAGAAGAUGCACACCUCGUGCCAGCUGGGAUGACAAACGAUGGCAUUGCACAAGCUUGGAUACGCUUCCUGAAGAUUCUGGGGGCUCCGACAGACCUUUGCAGUCCCCAAGUCAUAAGCUGCACCCCUCAAUUCAUCCAAGCCGUGCUGGUCAACGUUGACGGGAUAGAUCCACAACAUCACCCUUGUCUUUUGAAUCUCCCACAAAUCUUUCUCAAAACUAUGAAGGGAAUAGCCGGGCUUGUGGAUGCUUUCCUCGGCAUAGCGCAAUAUCGCUCAGGCGACUGUGGGCACUUAGAAAGCGCCAAUCAACUCAACUCGCCCAGCACUGGUGGUGGUGCUGGAAUACUUAGUGGCCCAAAUGGUGGGUCGCUAAUAAGCUUUAGGCACUCUGGUGGUGAAAUAAAAACAAGCGCUUUCCGGGCCAGUGGCGGACUGGGUGGUCUGGGACUCGGAGCCGCACUCGGUGUGGUGGGUUCUAGUAGCAACUCCAACAUUGGCCUGACAGGAAGCGCAAUUGGAAAUAACGGAGGUGGUGGUGGUGGUGGUGGUGGUGGCAGUAGUUGUAGCACUGGUUCAUGUAGUAUCGGUACUGGUGGCGGUUCCAUUGGCACUGGGAUGAACACAACUGGUGGAGGAGGUAGCAACAAUAGCAUUGGGUUCUCUUACGACACUGGCUCUGCAGCUACACAGGCCGACAUUUCUGGAUUUGGUAAUGGCAAGGCAAAGGAGCUGCUCUUAGCUGACGCCUGUGCGGCAACCAACUCCGCGACACCUCCAUUGCAGCGUCGUUUGGCGAAGAGUUUCAGUGUAGCGCCUUCGCUGUCGUCAGCGCAUGCCGUAAUGUCUAUGGCUCAAGCUAAGGGGUUCACUAAAGGCUCAUUUAGCGGUCUUACCAGCAGUCGUAGCUCCACGGGAAAUCCAUCUGCUGCAGCUCCUUCAUCAUCUUUACAAUCGACUGGAUUUUCAUCUAUGUUAUCACUGUGCCAGGAAAAUCGUUAUCCUUUGGCAACAAAUCGACCUCGGUGCAAUAGCAUUUUACAUCUGUUUGGUGAAUGGCUCUUCGAUGCAGCACACAUUGGUGGAGAAACAUGGAUGCAAAAUACAAAAAAGCGUGCAGCCGAAGCUAAAAGACGCCCCUCAUCUAUGAUCAUGGACAAUCGCAAGGGUAGUUUAUCCCAGCCCCCUUCCCUUUCGGAGGUAAACGAUGUGGCCCCCGGCCUCACGAUCGACAAGUACGAAUCUGGCAAAGCGGAGGCACUCGGUGCGCUGUGUCGUAUAUUCUGCGCGAAGAAAACGGGUGAAGAAAUUUUGCCCGUUUAUUUGGCACGCUUUUACAUGGCGCUGCAUCAAGGUCUGAAGACGAAUGAUAACCGAGAAUGCAUGGAAACGCUGGCUAGUAUACUUUACAACUCGUCCGAUCUGUUUCGCAUUGACCUGGAGGGCAUACAGGUGUUGCUGCCUUCGUUCAUCGGCGCGCUGGAGCUAAUUUUGCCCGAGAAAGAACUGAAGAUGCGAUCCCACAAUGUGCUCAUAAACAAAAUUGAACUGCGUAGAGCAGCUAUCAAUAUUCUGCUUUCGUUGCUCGCUCUUCCGCUCCACUUUCAGGCUCUUCCCAUUCGUGACCUUAUGGGUGGCCCUAACGACAGAAGCAUUACAUUUAUACACCUCAAGCCACGACUCAUUAAUGUACUUAUGAACGCGUUGCAAGUUGAAACAGACCCUCAAAAUACACAUAUGCUGCUUGGUGGUCUUCAUUUGUGCGUACAGGAUUCAGUGACUUUCGAGGAGAUGGAAAAUGGUCCCGAAGCACUUCACGUCAUGCAUCCAACCGCAGAUACGUCCAAUUUGCUAAGUUCAGCCUGCUCCGAGAAGAGUGCAUACUCGAUGAACAGCGCCAAUUCCAGUAUCGGUGGACUCAGUACCGCAACACUUAGCAAUGAGCCUUCUAGUUUGCCGGCUUUUGAUGAUUUCACAUCCGACAUUAUUCAUGAAUUAGAAUUGAGUUCAUCUGCAAUUUAUGAUAGUGCCCACGCGCUAUUUGUUAGAGCGACUUACCUCGUGUGCCACCGUUUGAUAUCGUCAUGGAAAACUGAUUUAAAUGUGUCCCUAGCGGCACUUGAGUUACUCUCCGGACUGGCGGCAAUGCGCGUUAAGGACUCUGAUGCUCUAGAAUGCAAACGUGCCGUCAAGUGGAUUUGUGACUAUAUUUGCUACCAGUGCUCUAGGCCACCUCCUGCUCAUGUCAAGGACUUACACAGCACGAUCGUGGCAGCCUUUCAGUGCACUUCCGCGUGGUUGAUGAAUCACCCGUAUCUGCUGCAAGACAAGGAGUGCUUAACGAUCGUGCUGGAAGUCGUUGAGCUGGGUAUAUCGGGCUCGAAGAGCAUUGGUAAACCGGGGGAGCCGGUCAAGUACAAGGGCGAGAAGGAGCUAAAACCGGCGAGCAUGCGCGUUCGGGAUGCGGCUGAAAAUAUGCUAACCAUGAUCCUGGAGCAGAUCGAUUACUUCCCGAAUGAGUGCGGCAAGCAGUCACUUUCGUCGCUUUUAGAUGAAGUGGUUCUGGCGAAGCAUUCCAAUACUUCCGGCGAGAAUGUGGGCGAACUACCGCAGGAGCAAGCGAUCAAGAAGUUCAAAUACUUUGUCACCGAAAAUUCAACGGUACUAGCAUUAUUCGAGGAACCUCUAGGCAACGAUCAAGAUCCACAACCGACAGUGACAAUAUUGAUUCGAGGUCCUUUUGGUCGACACGCUUGGACGAUGCAGCUACGGCACUUGUCGAGAAGUAAGUCUGGCACCAAGUAUCAUGCACCGAACCCAGGAAGGCCUGUGCCCAUGAACGAUAUUAUGAUGCGUCAGGAGGUAGAAUACAAAUAUUUUCCCGAUUCCGUCGAACGUAUUCCGCCCUGUAUCGUGGAUUACUCGAUACCGACGCUCGAUUCGGCAGAGCAGAAAAUGGGUAAUCAGUCCACCAAGGAGUUAGGCCGGUUGCUCGAGGAUCAGCUGGUGUACGAAAAACUUUCUUGGGCCGAAACCGAGUGCUCGGUAGAUGGGCUGGGGCAUGCACAAGAAGCUUCUCCACCCAGCGUUUGUCACGAAUUCCAGGCGGCACGACUGUUCCUGUCGCAUUUCGGUUUUCUCACCAUUGGCCAGAACAACGUCGGGGGUCCGAAGAUGGACGGCAGCGCUCCACUGUUAACUACGCUCGAUACAUCGAAAGCAGAAUUUUGCCAGGAUUUAAAAAUGCUCGAUAAAAUGAGCCCACGAUCGUGUGACACGAUACAUGUGUUUUACGUCAGGGCUGGCCAAACCACGGAGGCUGAAAUCAUUGGCAAUAUGGAUCCGGAAAAUUUGGCUUCGAUCGACAGACACUUCUGGAAGAUUCUGUACACCAUCGGUAGCCCUGUGACGGUGCAAGAGCACGCCGGAUGGACCGGCUUCAUUGGAAGUAGCUGGAAGAUUCCUCGAGACGCAUCAGCAUCUAGAAGCAACGAACCAAGCAACGCAUCGAGAAGCAAUGUUGCUCCAGAAGAGUGGCAGCUGAAUGGUGAAAAGAAGGUUCUGUACUGGGCAGACAUUUCCUCCGAAAUGGCAAUAGUAGUUCCAAGUCGAAACAACAAAAUUGACGUUUGUCUCGAGGAAACAGUAGACGGCGCAAACGGUGGCCCAUCUACGACGUACGAGCGUAGUGUAAGCGAAAUUCAACCACGCUCGUCUUCGGUCUCAAGUAAUCAGUCACGGCAGUAUUCGCUGGACAGUGAAUCGACCCGCUUUGGGUCGAUGAGUAAAUCAGCCGAUCCCAUUCCACCGGUUCGGCGACGAACCGGUGCAUCGAAACCGAACACCCUGUACACGGCACCGACGGCCAAAAUUUUGCUAGUGUGGCUCGAGAGCUACGAGGACCAUCUCACGUUCCCGAUCGAUGAUUUGCUGCACUACACGCGGGCCGGCUACUCGGCACAGCACGGACCCAUUGCAUCGAUAAAUGGUGGUGAGUGUUUCAUCAUCUAUUUGCAUGCUCUAUCAUCCAGUUUGCUGCGGGUGAAACUGCAAGGACCGGUAGGACGGAUGAAUUUUGCCAUCCCACUCAUCGAUGGAAUGGUCGUCAGCAAGCGGGUGAUCGGUUCGCUGAUUCGUCAAACGGCAUGUAACAUGGCAAAGAGAAAGCGGCUCGAUAAUGAUUCUUAUCAACCACCACACGUUCGUCGCAGGAUUAAAAUUCAGGAAAUGAUGCAAAAGUACAAGAAAGAUCUAACCGAACCUGAGAUGCUGGCCGACUUGUUUAAACCCACGAUCUAAAACAGCAAUUUAUUUUUAUAAUAUUCAAGUAUUACACCUUACAGAUAAACAUCUAUUCCGUUCCAAAAGUAACAUUAAUAUUGAUAAUUUAAAUAUAUAAUUUAUGCACUAAUAAAGCGACGCUAGAAAGCACA